AUGCCGAGGAGCCCGGGAUCAAACCGUCCAAGCGCUGCUGCUCGUAGCGCUCGGAGCAUACUACCCCCAGGGAAAAUUAUUGCAACUAUCAAGGUUCCACAGAGUCUCCUGGACAAUUUGUUCCAGGACAUUGAGAUACUGAAGCGACAAGUUGUUACCCAGCCACAGUCGGCCGAAAACCAUGCCACCGAGAGCGAUAAUGCCCAUGACACGGAUCCAUCCCACGAUGCCACACAGCAAUCACUUCAGUCCUCCAGAGGUGCUCAGCGGGACUUGUCCGUUGAUACAGUCGAGGAGAAAACCGAAACGAGUCCAGCCGUGAGUACUGGCCCAUGGUUUGACAGCAUGAACAUCUUCAAAAGCCCCGUCCUCAUCGGUGAAGCCGCUGAUGCCGCAUUCGCAACUCGAUUUCGCCAAGUCAUCGCAGACCCUGCGGUUCCCGAGCCCACCCACCUCCUACGACUAAACCAUGCUACGAACGAGUCUUUGAUGUCCUUGGUCGAUGUCAACGUCCCAUGGCCUAGCUCCUCCCGCGCCAAGUUUCUGAUCGAGGCCGCUAUGAGACAUAUUGGCCGUUGCUACCGCAUCGUCCAACGAGAAGCAGCUGAGGAAGCUUGGGAGCAGAUAAGCCAUAAUUCAAGUCGCAUUGGCACCAUCCUGCGAUGUAGGAGCUGGGCAUUAUUCGCUAUUGGAGAGCUCUAUAUCACCAAAUCCAUCGGCGUUAAUGGAUUUCCCGGCAUGGCGUACUUCGCUCAGGCAACCAAGGCGUUGCCAUACCUCGACGAGCGGCCCGAAGUUGAGUGUGUUGAGCUUUAUCUUCUCUUGGUCAGCCAGACCUUUCAUUUGUCCUAA
Molecule: messenger RNA, 852 nt
Organism: Diaporthe citri
Lineage: Eukaryota; Fungi; Ascomycota; Sordariomycetes; Diaporthales; Diaporthaceae
Exons: 3
Coding region: 1-852 (283 amino acids)
Source: RefSeq, a predicted model, not a curated record